AUGUUAGGUAUGGGAAAUUCAAAAUCAUGGUCAGAAAUUUUAGAAAAUUUCACAGGAGAAAAUAAAUUAGAAUCACAAGCUAUAUUAGAUUUUUUUCAACCAUUAUAUAAUUGGUUAAAAAUGGAAAAUUUAUCAAGAGAAUCAUCAACAUUAAAUAUUGAUUCAAAUAAAAACGACCUGAACGAACAUGAUACACAUUUAAAUGAUUUAAUUGAAAAAAGUAAUGAAAAAAUGCAUAAAACAUUAAAAAAAAUAUUAACACGGUGUAUAGGUGUUACUGAUGGUAUAUGUGUUAUUGAUGUUAUGGGUGUUACAUGUGUUACAACUGAUGCAAUUGGUCAUGGUCAUAGUGAACAUAUUUAA
Messenger RNA from Rotaria sordida, 363 nucleotides. The record is from the annotation of a GenBank genome assembly. Lineage: Eukaryota; Metazoa; Rotifera; Eurotatoria; Philodinida; Philodinidae.